Geodia barretti is the source of this 874-nucleotide messenger RNA. The record is from the annotation of a GenBank genome assembly. Lineage: Eukaryota; Metazoa; Porifera; Demospongiae; Tetractinellida; Geodiidae.
AUGUCAACCUCCACUGUAACCCGCCCGGAUCGUAUCGCCGCAAAGUUUGCGGCCAUCAAGGCUGAGGACCGCCCUGGCCUGGUGGUGUUCGUCACCGUCGGCCACCCAUAUAAGAACGCUGCCCUGGACGUCGUCCCGCGAUUGGUAGCGGCCGGCGCCGACGCCGUCGAGUUGGGCAUGCCAUUCAGCGACCCCGUGGGCGAAGGCCCGGUGAUCCAGGCGUCCAGUUACGUUGCCCUGCAAAACGGUGUUACCACUCAGGAUUGCCUGGAUACGGCGGCGGCUCUGCGCACGCAGAUAGGUGACACCCCCCUCAUCCUGAUGGGUUACUACAACCCGGUCAUGGCCUAUGGUCUCCAGAAGUUCGCCGCCGCGUGCUCCGAGGCAACCGUCGAUGGCCUGAUCAUCGUCGAUCUCCCCAGUUCGGAGGCCGAUGCCCUGGUGUCCGAGCUCGGCCCUUACGGCGUGCACCUGAUUCCUUUGCUGGCCCCGACCAGUACUGACGAGAGCAUAGCGAGAUCAGUGGAUAUUGGCGGCGGCUUCGUCUACUGCACCAGCGUGGUGGGCAUCACCGGCGCCCGAUCCGAGGUGUCGAGCCGCGGCCUGGCUCUGGUGGACCGCGUGCGCCAACACACCGGUCUUCCGGUCACCAUCGGCUUCGGCAUCUCGCGCCGCGAACACGUGCUUGACGUGGGCCGGAGAGCCGAUGCUGCGGCGGUCGGCAGCGCCCUCGUGAGCGCCCUGGCCGACGGUCCCGAUGAGCAGGCGGCCGAUCGCGGGGCCGUCGUCGUCGCAGAGCUCGCCGGACGCACCCUGUAGGCUCGGCGCGGGUCCCCCGUGCUGGCUCCGGUAACUACAUCAAAAUUGUCGCCGG